ACUGGAUAUACCAAGACUGGAAAUAGCGCACCUCGUAUUUGGAAAACGCUAAAUCAUCUUACCCAUUUGUUAGAAACACCCAUCUAGCCGGCGAGGUAUUCACGUCACGUGAUUCGUAAGACAGACUCGAGACCGUUGUAAAACUAUGGGCAAUAGUUCCAGUCGUAAGUCAAAACGUCAGAAAGAAGCUCCAAAUGCAAACACUUCAGCAACAACAGAAACAAGCACACGCCCUCCACAAGUAGCACUAGAGCCCAAGGAUAUAAUGGUUUGUUUCUCUUCUUCUGAUAGCGAGUUCGUUCGCUUUCUGAAAGAUUCAUUCGAGAAAAGUGGAAUCUCAGUUUGGGCAGAUUUUCCGGCAGAGAAAGCUCCUCCUGGAGUUGCAGGCAAAGCAGUCGUAGCCACAUCGGUGUUUGUAUUUGUUGUAAGCGAAGAGUCGGCGUGCAGCAACUUUUGUGAGGAUGCUGUUUCAUUCGCAUACAUCUCAAAUACACCCAUAAUUCCAGUUGCUCUUCAGCAGCAGGACACCUUGGAAGUCUUUCUAAAUGCUGGACUGCGACUGACAUUGGGAGAUAUGAAGUGGUUCAUCUUCGAUGAGAAGUCAAAAUACAAGGAGGCUCUUCCUAGUUUGGUAAGUACAAUCAGAGAGGACAUUGAUCAAGUUAAAGAGGAGGAGUUACGUCCAAAGCAAGACAAUCAAGGAUUACGUUCAACUCCAGUGGGCUUUAAUACUUCUAUAGCUACAAGAGUUGAUGUGCACGUCGAGAGGGCAAGUGUGGCGAAUGGGACAUCAGCAACAGUUGGAAAAGGAGGACCGGCUCAAACCCAGACAUUCUGGGAUCGUUCAUUUGGUGAUCAGCAACAAGUGCCUUGGUUUCGCUUCCAAGAGGCCUUCCUAGAGGAAUAUAAGGCUAACCUAAAGCACAUGUUCAAUGAUGAUAGCACUCAGUGGUUACUUAAGCUACUGGAACGUGAAGUGUUUGAAGGACACGAUCAUGUUACUCGGGAGCAAUUCAUGAAGUUCAGAGGAGAUUCACCACAGAAACACCAGUUUUGGAAGAAAGUCAGUCGACUUGCGAUUGAAAGCUACAACAUGCAUCAAGUGUUUGAUAUGGAAUCGUCUGUUCGUCUGGCAGCAGUGGAGAAUCUAAGCAAGUUCAGUAGUAAAGCUGUCAUUGAAGCUUUAAUGAAUCUCUUGGAUGACCCCGAUGCUAAUAUCCGAGCUGUUGCUGCCAUUUCUUUGGCUCGCACAGAAGUUAGCAAUGACCGAAUUGUUAAUAAACUGAUUGCUUCUCUGAAGGAUGGAGAUCGCUUGGUGAGAGAGAGUGGAUGCCUUGCCUUGGGCCACAUGAAGGCAGUGAAAGCAGUGCCAGCAGUCGUUGCUCGUUGGAGAAACGAUGCCAUAUCUCAUGUGCGUGCAGCUGCUGAAGUAGCUUUGUCUAACAUUGGUGGUGAGGAGGCAGAGAAAGCAGUUCAUAUGACAAAGGUGCUCACCAGUGAAAUGAAGGAGUUAUCACAAACAAAGUCAGUAUAAGAGCACUGUGCUGGACACGUUUAGAUUAAUAUGCUGCCACAAGCUAAAAUGCUGCAUCACCAUCUGCUGUUCCUGUUAUAAUUCAUGGGAUUUUACUCUUUCAACUAUGACAGUUUACUGCUUGA
Messenger RNA from Corticium candelabrum, 1659 nucleotides. RefSeq lists its product as uncharacterized. Gene Ontology annotation, molecular function: oxidoreductase activity. NCBI's taxonomy places the organism in Eukaryota, Metazoa, Porifera, Homoscleromorpha, Homosclerophorida, Plakinidae. The record is from RefSeq and is a predicted model, not a curated record. The transcript is spliced from 8 exons. The coding region runs from base 146 to 1534 and encodes 462 amino acids. Gene Ontology annotation, biological process: signal transduction.